This is a messenger RNA of Rhinolophus ferrumequinum (greater horseshoe bat), 831 nucleotides long. RefSeq names its product REC114 meiotic recombination protein (gene REC114). Bases 1 to 795 code for a protein of 264 amino acids. Lineage: Eukaryota; Metazoa; Chordata; Mammalia; Chiroptera; Rhinolophidae. The record is from RefSeq and is a predicted model, not a curated record. The transcript has 8 exons.
AUGGCGGAGGCGGGAAAGGAGCUGCCGGGUCUCGGCCUUCCUGGUGGAGACGCGGUGCAGUGGCCUUUGCAGCGCUAUGGCCGCUUCAUGCCCUCGGGCACGGGAGAGCCACCUGGGUCUGGCCUGGAAGCUGGGAUGGCUUCUUCCCCCACGUGGAAGGUUUUUGACUCCAGUGAAGAAUCUGGGUAUCUUGUUCUCACCAUAGUUGUCUCAGGUCAUUUCUUCAUUUCCCAAGGACAGACACUACUGGAAGGGUUUUCACUCAUUGGUAGCAAGAACUGGUUGAAGAUUGUAAGAAGAAUGGAUUGUCUGCUGUUUGGAACGACGAUAAAGGACAAGAGCCGCAUGUUCCGGGUGCAGUUUGGUGGCGCGUCGCCGGAGCUGGCGCUGGAGCACUGCUGCAGCUGUGUGCAGAGCCUGGCCCAGUACACGACGGUCCAGGCGCCCGACGGGGCCGGCCGGCAGCUCGGGGCGCCGCGGGGCCCCGCCACGGCGCGGGGGAGCGCCCCACCGGGGUGCCUCCCCGGGCUUCCUCUGAAACAGCCUUGCCAGCAGCAGCCGGAGCAGCAGCAGUGGGUACCGGCUGGCACGAGCGCCCCAGGAAGGACCUCGGUGACCCGCUUAGCGCAGUCUCUCCUGACGUCAGAGGAGCUGCCCCUUGUCUACGAACAACCUGCGUGGAGCGUGGAAGAGUUAGGCCCCUUCCUGCGCCUGUGCCUCUUGGACCAGCAUUUCCCAGCCUUUGUGGAAGAGGUGGAAAGGGAACUGAAAAAGCUGACGGGGGUGGGGAAUUAGCACUGUGUACACUGAGAACUAAAGUGCUUGAAAGCA